AAUGCCGCGUCGGCCACCACCAACGAUCCUGCGGCCCCAGUAUUGGUCGCCGACCAGCCGAAGCGUUCGAAGCGCAAGCGGACGGCGUACAACGUGCUCCAGAGCAAGAUGUGGAAGGAAAGAGUGCCCGGACCCAGUCGCUCUGUUUUCGACAACAUUAACGCAAACGUGUGCACGAUGUGGAAUCACUUGAAGGCCACGGACGCUGAAGCAAUUGCCGCCUUGGAAAAAGAGGCGCGCGCGGUGAACAAGGCUCAAGUCACGGCGCCCGAGACGAUGCCGCUACGCGCACGCCUUCAGCUCUCCGCGUCGAUUAUUGCCGACAUCAACAGCCAAUGUGAUCGUCUGCAAAUGCUCGGCUACCACUCGGUCGAGUACAGCAUCGCAAUGCUAAAUGCCAUGUCUACAUUUGACUGGGUCACAUCCCGCAAUUUAACAACGUGGUAACUUGUCGUACGUGGCUUGGUUGGCGAUGCCGGAAAAAAGCCAUUAGCGAGCAGCACUUGUGCCAACGAGCAUGCAGAGCAGAAAACAACCCGCGCGGCCUCUGUAGCCAUUGUGCCGUGGAGAGUAACAACGCUUGUCGUGCCUACUUUUGUAGUACUAGCCAACAACAUUGUAUGAAGAGAAAAUUAC
Saprolegnia diclina VS20 is the source of this 636-nucleotide messenger RNA. RefSeq lists its product as hypothetical. The transcript has 3 exons. The record is from RefSeq and is a predicted model, not a curated record. NCBI's taxonomy places the organism in Eukaryota, Oomycota, Saprolegniomycetes, Saprolegniales, Saprolegniaceae. Bases 109 to 447 code for a protein of 112 amino acids.